Molecule: messenger RNA, 363 nt
Organism: Lathyrus sativus (Indian pea)
Lineage: Eukaryota; Viridiplantae; Streptophyta; Magnoliopsida; Fabales; Fabaceae
Source: the annotation of a GenBank genome assembly
AUGGUGCAGCGUCUCACUUAUCGCCGUCGUCACAGCUAUGCAACAAAAUCUAACCAGCACCGGGUUGUCAAAACCCCGGGUGGUAAACUUGUUUAUCAGACCACAAAGAAGAGAGCUAGUGGACCUAAGUGCCCUGUUACUGGCAAGAGAAUUCAAGGAAUUCCACACUUGAGGCCCACCGAAUACAAGAGAUCUAGGCUGUCUAGAAACCGUAGAACUGUGAACCGUGCAUAUGGUGGAGUUUUGUCAGGAGGUGCUGUUAGGGAAAGGAUCAUUAGAGCUUUCUUGGUUGAAGAGCAAAAAAUUGUGAAGAAGGUCCUUAAAAUUCAAAAGACAAAAGAAAAGCAGGCCUCAAAGGCUUGA